Fopius arisanus is the source of this 965-nucleotide messenger RNA. RefSeq names its product bcl-2-related ovarian killer protein. Gene Ontology annotation, cellular component: mitochondrial outer membrane. Gene Ontology annotation, molecular function: protein homodimerization activity; protein heterodimerization activity. Gene Ontology annotation, biological process: regulation of apoptotic process; extrinsic apoptotic signaling pathway in absence of ligand; intrinsic apoptotic signaling pathway in response to DNA damage. NCBI's taxonomy places the organism in Eukaryota, Metazoa, Arthropoda, Insecta, Hymenoptera, Braconidae. The record is from RefSeq and is a predicted model, not a curated record.
AACGCAAAUAGCUCAGAGCAUUCGAUAAACAGAUCGAUCAAAACAUUAAUAACUGGUAGCAUAAUUGCUGGUUUUUCAAACGUGUCAGAGGAUGAAGCAAUAAUAAAUGAUUUCUUCCCAGAAUUUUUUGUGAAGUGGUUGGAGGUCAUGAUGGUGACACUCGACAGAGACGCUGCAGUCAUCGCCGUGGAAUUAUUGCCACCUGAUAAUGACUCCAAGUAAACAUCUCUGGAAGCAAAAGAAAUCAUAAAAAGUCGAACGAUGUCGAUGCUGUCACCGAAGAGACUCGAGGAUAAUGGAGUUCACUCGAUCUCCCGUAGAGGAAGUAUAGCAUUAACUUUCCAAGCUAAUUUAGCAGCCAUUGGAUCAUCCGUGGAUUCUCUCCAGGUAGUUGGAUCGGCUAGAAGAAGAUUAAGUAAUGUCAGUGAUGCCGUCACCAGAAGAAUUUCACAUACCAUUGGAUGGAGAUCAGUGUCUGCGUCAUUGGAACUCAUUGUUGCUCAGGGCUCGUCGUUAUGUGGCCAGUACAUCAGAAAUCGCCUGAAACGUUCCGGAAUAUUCCAACGAAAGCUCGGAUUGAAGCGAAUGAGAAGUGUUCUGUCAUCCACUAGUUCCACAGUUCUCACUGAAGUUUACCCUGAAUUAAUAGCCCUGGGAGUUGAACUGGAGAAGAUGCACCCCAAUCUGUUCACGAGAAUCGGUAGACAAGUGGGAUGUGGAGGAUUUUCAUCAGAGCAGACAGCCGCUGAGGCCCUUCAUGAUGUCUCCAGGGAAAUCCUUAGGUCAGGGGAAAUGACCUGGAGUAAAAUAAUUGCACUGUAUGCAGUGGCAGGGGCUAUCGCUGUGGAUUGUGUUCGACAGGAUCGACCGCAAUUCAUUCCUUCCAUCCAGAGAGCCAUGACGGAGGUCCUCGAAGAAGACUUGGCCACCUGGAUUCAAGCCAAUGGGGGAUGGGUAUGUUCAUU